UUUAUGAUUACCCACCCAUACAAUAUAUUUUAAUUGUACUUAUUGCAAUAUAGGUAUAGAAAUGAGCUCUCUUUUGGAAAUAAUUUGUAUGGCUGAAGCUGCUGGUGAACUUGUAGAACCAGCACAUAAGCACAGAAGAUAUUGGGUCCAUCCUAUACAUAGUAGUAGAGAACACGACAUGCGAUUCCAAGUAUUUUAUGAUAAUUUAAAAAAAUAUCCUGAGAAGUUUUUUGACUAUUACCGGAUGUCAAUUUUCUCGUUUGAAGAACUACUCAAAAAAGUCCGACCAAAUUUAACAAAGGGAAUUACGCACCUUCGAAAUCCUAUAAGUCCGGAAGAAAGGUUGACGGUAACUUUGAGAUACUUAUCAACUGGGACGCAUUUUGCUGCAUGUUGUGUUCUCCAUAAUUUUGUUCGGAAGAGAGACGGAUAUAAUUAUGAUGAAGAACCUGAUGUGCAUAAUUUGGAUAAUUUGACAACACAUGGAAGAAAUGUUAACAGAAGUGGAAUAGACGUAAGAGACAAUUUCGCUGAUUAUUUUAUGGCUGAUGGAGCGGUACCUUUCCAAUACAGAAUGCUUUAGAAAAACGCACAUAUAUAUUAUAUUUAAUUUAAUAUAUUACAACUUAUUAUUUUUUUAUACUUAUAAGAUCACUAU
Metopolophium dirhodum (rose-grain aphid) is the source of this 658-nucleotide messenger RNA. RefSeq lists its product as uncharacterized. The transcript is spliced from 2 exons. NCBI's taxonomy places the organism in Eukaryota, Metazoa, Arthropoda, Insecta, Hemiptera, Aphididae. The record is from RefSeq and is a predicted model, not a curated record. The coding region runs from base 62 to 583 and encodes 173 amino acids.